Molecule: messenger RNA, 2889 nt
Organism: Carlito syrichta (Philippine tarsier)
Lineage: Eukaryota; Metazoa; Chordata; Mammalia; Primates; Tarsiidae
Product: keratin, type II cytoskeletal 1b
Exons: 21
Coding region: 535-2889 (784 amino acids)
Biological process (GO): intermediate filament organization; keratinization
Cellular component (GO): keratin filament
Molecular function (GO): structural constituent of skin epidermis
Source: RefSeq, a predicted model, not a curated record
GGUUUUGGCAGCCGCAGCCUCUACAACCUGGGUGGUCACAAGAGCACCUCCAUUAGUGUGGCAGCUGGCGGCUCCCAGGCUGGCGGUGGCUUUGGGGGAGCUGGUGGCUUUGGGGGAGCUGGUGGCUUUGGGGGAGCUGGUGGCUUUGGUGGGCCUGGAGGCUUUGGUGGGCCUGGUGGCUUUGGCCCUGGAGGCUUCCCUGGGGGAAUCCAGGAAGUGACUGUCAACCAGAGCCUCCUGCAGCCCCUCAAUGUGGAGAUUGACCCCCAGAUUGGUCAAGUAAAAGCCCAGGAGCGAGAACAGAUCAAGACCCUCAACAACAAGUUCGCCUCCUUCAUCGACAAGGUGCGAUUCCUGGAACAGCAAAACAAGGUCCUGGAGACCAAGUGGGAGCUGCUCCAGCAGCAGACGGUGGGCUCCGGCUCGGGUCCCAGCAGCCUGGAGCCACUCUUGGAAUCCUACAUUGGCUUUCUGCGCAAGCGGCUGGACUCGCUUCUGGGGGAGAGGGGCCCCCUGGAGGGAGAGCUGAAGAACAUGCAGGACCUGGUGGAGGACUUCAAAAAGAAGUAUGAAGAUGAGAUCAACAAACGCACCGCGGCAGAGAAUGAGUUUGUGGGUCUCAAAAAGGAUGUGGACGUGGCCUACAUGAACAAGGUGGAGCUGCAGGCCAAGGUGGACGCCCUGACGGAUGAAAUCAACUUCCUGAGGACCCUCCAUGAGAUGGAGCUGUCCCAGAUGCAGAGCCAUGUCAGCGACACAUCUGUGGUGUUGUCCAUGGACAACAACCGCUGCCUGGACCUGGAUAGCAUCAUCGCUGAGGUCCGCGCCCAGUAUGAGGAGAUCGCCCAGAGGAGCAAGGCCGAGGCCGAGGCGCUGUACCAGACCAAGCUUGGGGAGUUGCAGAGCACGGCCGGCAGGCACGGGGAUGACCUGAGAAGCACCAAGAGCGAGAUCAUGGAACUCAACAGGAUGAUUCAGAGGCUGCGGGCUGAGAUCGAGAACGUCAAGAAGCAGAAUGCCAACCUGCAGGCAGCCAUCGCAGAAGCUGAGCAGCGUGGGGAGCUGGCCCUCAAGGACGCCAACGCCAAGCUCCAAGACUUGCAGGCUGCCCUGCAGAAGGCCAAGGAUGAUCUGGCCCGGCUGCUGCGUGACUACCAGGAGCUGAUGAAUGUGAAGCUGGCCCUGGACGUGGAGAUCGCCACCUACCGCAAGCUGCUGGAAGGCGAGGAGUGCAGGAUGUCUGGGGAGUGUCAGAGCGCUGUGAGCAUUUCAGUGGUCAGCAAUGUCACCAACACAAGCAGCAGCGUUGGUGGAAGUCGUGGAGGCUACGGAGGGGGUGUGGGAGGAGGGAUGGGAGGUGGUUUCCGCCAGGGUGGGGGAGCGGGGGGAGGAUUCGGAGGAGCCAGAGGCUUUGGGGGUGGUGGUUUUGGAGGUGGUAGCUUUGGAGGAGGUGGUUUUGGGGGUGCUGGAUUUGGGGCUAGCAAUUUUGGGCUCGGGGGCUUUGGUCCUUCCUGCCCUCCGGGGGGCAUCCAAGAAGUGACCGUCAACCAGAGCCUCCUGGAACCACUGCACCUGGAGGUGGACCCUGAAAUCCAGAGGAUCAAGACCCAGGAGCGGGAGCAGAUCAUGGUUCUCAACAACAAGUUUGCCUCCUUUAUCGACAAGGUGCGAUUUCUGGAGCAGCAGAACCAGGUGCUACAAACGAAGUGGGAGUUGCUGCAGCAGGUGAACACUUCGACCUGGUCCAACAACCUGGAGCCGGUCUUGGAGAACUACAUCAGAGACCUGCAGAGGCAGGUGGACUUCCUCCAUGCCGAGCAGAUGCGCCAGAACACGGAGGCCAGGAGCAUGCAGGAUGCCGUGGAGGACUACAAGAACAAGUAUGAGGAGGAAAUCAACAAGAGGACCAACAGCGAGAAUGACUUUGUUGUCCUGAAGAAGGAUGUGGAUGCUGCUUAUAUGAACAAAGUGGACUUGCAGUCCAAGGUGGACACCCUGCUGGGGGAGCUUGAUUUCCUGAAAUACUUUUUUAUGACGGAGCUGUCCCAGAUGCAGACCCACAUCAGCGACACCAACGUCAUCCUGUCCAUGGAUAAUAACCGCUCCCUGGACCUGGAUAGCAUCAUCGAUGCGGUGCGGAUGCAGUAUGAGCUGAUCGCGCAGAAGAGCAAGGAUGAGGCCGAGGCCCUGUACCAGACCAAGUACGAGGAACUCCAGAUAACGGCGGGGAGACAUGGGGACGACCUGAAGAACAGCAAGAUGGAGAUCGCUGAGCUCAACCGUACGGUGCAGAGGCUGCAGGCUGAGAUUGGCAACAUGAGGAAGCAGGUCGACCACAUGCAAUCGGCCAUCUCAGAUGCAGAGGAGAGGGGCGAGCGGGCCCUCCAGGACGCAGGGCAGAAGCUGCAGGACAUGGAGGAGGCCCUGCAGCAGUCCAAGGAGGAGCUGGCCCGGCUGCUGCGUGACUACCAGGCCAUGCUGGGGGCCAAGCUGUCCUUGGACGUGGAGAUCGCCACCUACCGCCAGCUGCUGGAGGGCGAGGAGAUCAGGAUGUCAGGGGAGUUGCAGAAUCAAGUGAGCAUCUCGGUGCAGAACAGCCAGGUGACCACCGGAGGCAGCUCUGGAGGCUACAGCUCUGGAGGCUAUGGCUCAGGAGGCUACAGCACUGGAGGCUACAGUGGUGGCGGCUCCCGCAGGGGCGGUGGGGGCAGUUACGGAGCAGGAGGUUCCCGAGGGGGAAGCGGAGGCGGCUAUGGGAGCGGCAGCAGCGGGGCCUACGGGGGAGGCAGCGGCAAGUUCGGCAGCGGCAGUGGUAGAAGCGGCAGGUCCUCGCGGGUGCAGAUCAUCCAGACGUCCACCAACACCUCCCACAAGCGCGUCCUGGAGUAG